AGGUCUAUUGCCAGAAUACCCGGAUGUUGCAUUCGAAAUCUUCUCGGUGUUGGAUGUUGCAGAUUAACCAAUGCUAUGCCUGCAAGUUCUUCAGAAAAUAUCGGGCAAAUUGAGGAGACAUUGAAGUCCUCCUUGGUUGGGGAGGAGAGCUUGGAUUGUCAAAUUCUAUCCUCCUCUAAACAAGUCCUCUUGCAUAAGAUUGAUUUCAAACCAGCAGAGAAGCCAUAUUCUCUGCAAGUGGACUCUUUGAGAGCUAAAUACAUACCUCUGAAUCAGUUCAAAAAAUAUUCUACUGAGCAGAAUGGCAGUAAUAAACAGAAAGAAGGUUCCAGAAUGAAUGGAGAAGGAGACGGAGACUCCCUACCAACACCAAAAGUUGUUUUGUACCCAGAGGAGAAGGUUCAGCUGGAAUGGAGGAAGAUGCAGAAAAUUGGGGCUGGUUUAGUGAACAUGGGGAAUACCUGCUUCCUAAACUCCACUCUCCAGUGCCUCACCUACACUGCUCCUCUUGUCAACUUCUGCCUUAGCAAUGAACACAGUACCACAUGCAAACAAGCAGGAUUUUGCAUGAUGUGUGAACUACAGCGCCAUGUUAAGCGUUGCUAUGAAAACUCAGGAAAUGCCAUCAAACCACAAUCUGUGUUACAGAAACUGAGAAUGAUAGCCAAACAUAUGCACUGGGGUCGUCAGGAAGAUGCUCACGAAUUCCUGAGAUAUGUGGUUGAUGCCAUGCAGCGGUCGUGUCUGAAUGGACAUAACAAAUUAGACAAAUUCAGCAAAGAGACUACGGUGGUUAACCAAAUAUUUGGAGGGUUUCUCAGAAGUCAAGUCCAGUGUAUGCGAUGUAAGGAGAUGUCAAAUACUUAUGACCCCUUUCUAGAUGUCAGCUUGGAUAUUAAGGCUGUACAGACCCUUGAAAAAGCUUUGGAGAAAUAUGUACAUCCUGAGACACUGGACAAUGACAAUGCAUACAUGUGUACAAAAUGCAAACAAAAGGUGCCAGCUCACAAAAGAUUUUCAAUUCACAAGGCUCCAAACAUAUUGACAAUUUCACUGAAAAGGUUUGACUACAACAGGUUGAUGGGUAAAGUGAGUCGCCACAUUCAGUUCCCAGAGAAACUUAACCUUCGUCCUUACAUGAGCUAUAGACAAGGAGAGAAGGUGAUGUACCAGCUGUAUGCUGUACUGGUCCAUUCUGGUUUUAGCUGUAACUCUGGACAUUACUACUGCUAUGUGAAGUCUCCUAGUCAAAUCUGGUACUGCAUGAAUGACUCUAUGGUUCAGCAAGUCAGUGCCACACGGGUGUUGUCUUGUGAAGCCUAUUUGCUGUUCUACAUUAAGUCCAAGCCUUCACAAAUGUCAUCAAAGUCUAUUCCAAGACCGUUGAACAAGGUCAUCGGUCCCAGCCUGCCUCCAAACCACACCAUCAACAAGAAAUUCAAAGUUAAUGGAGUAAUCAGUGGUCCUUGCAGUGAUGUUGGAGCUAGUGUGGCUAGAAAAAACAACAGUUCCUCAUCAUUGUCCUCCUCUACUCAGGUGCAGAAGUCCACCUCAACACAAUCUCUAAGUACUCCAUUACCUGAUAAACGCGAUCGGGUAGCUUUUGGUAUCAAACCACAGACUUCUGUCAAACAGCAAACAGAGGACAAGCCAAGAAUUGUCAUGCAAAUCAAAAAUGGCAAAGUUACCACUUUUGAAAAAUCACCAAAUGGUAAAUCAAAGAUUGUGAAAGACUCUGAUCAGAUGAAGUCACUGUUGGUACCGUAUGGUGAUGACAGCGAGUCUGAUUCGGAAAAUACCAAUAGUAUCACUAAAGGUAAGAAAACUGAAACUAAAUCAUCCAGCAUCAAAAAAGAUAUCAAAAAGAUUGGUUUGCCUUUAUUUUCCCAGAAAAAUAUCGGAAGACAUUUGGAUGAUUCUGCAGUUGUUUUUGAUAAGAAGCUAAAUGCCACUACGUCUGUACCAGGAAAUGCCAAUCUCUUGGACACCAAAGGUCAUGGAGACAGUAAAAACCAUCGACUGGAUGGUCUCAAUCUAAUGGUUAGUCCAACAAAGGAUCUGACAUUACAGUUCAGUGAAAAGUCAGCAUUCAGCCCAGGGAAACGGAUACUUGGUGAUAAUCCUGGCAUAACUUGUGUGACUAACCUGGUGCCUGCUGGGAGUUCAAAGGUCAACUCCACAACAAAUUGGCAAGUGUUCAACCAGGACUCUGCUCCAAGUCCCUCGGUUGGUUCAUCUUCCAGUCGUGACAGUGUGAACUCCACCACUGAAUGGACAGUGAUGGGCAAUAAAGACAUGGCAGUGUACCCCAAAGUGCCAGAGAGACAGUUUCCAGGAUGGAAGGUACAGGAGAAUGAAAAAUUAGGAAAUUGUUCAGAAGAUAUAAAGGAUUGUAGGCCAUCUCCUUCUUCUCCCAACCCCAGACACACUUCAGCUGGGUCUGCUGAGGAGCAUAGAAUUAUGUGCGAUAAAUCAGAUGAUUCUUGUAACACUGAAGCAAUGCAUGUGUCUAACUCUACUUCUGACAUGGUGUCUUCAAAAUCAACCACUAUGAAUCAGAUCAGUGAGGUGAUGGACGACAAAUCUGUCGAUAUAUCGGAUAAACAGAGCCUCCUUUCUGACAGCUAUGUGUGUUCAGAUGGAAAACAAUCCAUUCAUAAAAAACAUAAAAAGCGCAAGAAGCACAAAAAGGAGCACAAAGACAUGAAGUACCAAGAACUUGCGCCUGACAGCGAUAGCUCAGAACGCACAAAAAAACACAAGAAAAAGAAACACAAAUUAAAGAAGGAAUUAAAGUCUGGUGAUUAUUGUAAGGAUAGGAAGAAGCUCAUGAAUGGAGAAAAGGAGGAAGACGGACCUCGUAAAAAGUCUGAGAGCGAGUCUGAGGACAGCCAGGAGUUUGUAUGGGUAGAGAAGACUAAGGAUUCUCUCAAAGGCCCCAGUGGAGAUGAAAAGACAGGUGAUAGCAAAGCUCCUGUACAAAGCUGGGAUCAUCACAUCAAAGAUGGUUACAAACGCCCCAAUAAUGGUCCUGGUGGAGACGCUCGAUCUGGUCAAUACUGGGAUGGUACGAAGAAGGCACGGGUAGCAGAUGAGCUGGAAAAAUCCGCUCACCAUAUCUACGGCUCUUCAGUGGCAUCCUGGAAUGGUGGCAAAAGUUCUCUGGACCUAGAUGCUGACCGUGAGAGGGAAAGGAAACGUGCAUGGUCAGAUGCCUAUGAUGAAGAAUUUGACCGAGGAAAGGUGAAGAAAGUUAAAAAGCAUUAUGCUGACUUUGACUUUUUACCCAAUAACAACUUCCAAAAGAUGCAAGAUGAACGCAAUCAAGAUAGGAACAGAUGGAAAGGGUCAUAUGACGGGAGUUCCUACUAUAACAAUGGCUACAACAAUGGCACCAAUGGGUCUCACCACAAACCUUCCAAUGGUCCUCACUUUCACAGUCAUCAUAGUGAACAUCGACACCGAGACCGAGACAACAGUCGCAGCUACUUACAGCACAGCAGUCAUUCAUCAGCCAAAUACAACAAGCAUUGACAGCAGUUGAUACCAGAUCUCGUUAUGGAUUUCUCUCCUGCAAGGUUGCACCAGACUUUGCCUUUGAUUUUGUUUUCAUUGCCAAAGUCCUACCAGAUCUUGCCUUGAGCUGGUAUCUAGCAAGGUCAUAACCAGACUGCCUUUGAUGGUCCUCCAAUAAGUUUGCUUAGGAUUGGUCUCACGUUCUCUGGGAUUUUUUUUUUUUUUCAAAUCAGAUUAAAUUGAUGUUUUGUCUUUGGACAUGAAUGUUUGAAUUAGAUGGAAUGUGUAAUCUAUUUACUUUAGGAAAGUGUUACCUGUAGAUGGCAUUUGUAUAUUGAUGGGAAAAGUGCAAAUAUAGUUAAUGAUUGUCCGAGGUGUGUUGCCAGGAAAUGGACAACUGUAGAGCAGUUAUUAUACUGGAAUGUUUGACUUGGUACAACAGAUGUGAUGAUCUGUCAACAUUUAUAUUUGUAGAAUAUAUGAUAAGCAUGUGUGAUUUUCUCAGUCAUGAGUUUUAAAAAUGUGUAGAUGUUAUUGCUUACAGUUAAUUAUUUAUACUGAACUGAAUAGUUUUUAUUUUUAAGUCAGCUAAUAUACCAAGAGAGACAGAGAGAGAGAGAGAGAGAGAGAUUAUAUUUUGAUGUCUCUGCUGUGCUGAACAUGUCUUGUAAGUUAAUGCUUAAUUAUAGUUUUGUGUUUAAAUUUGUGUCAGUUUGCGCUGCUUGAAAACACUAUAGGUGUCAAAAUACUAUGGUUACCUGUCUAUAAAUACUACUGUUACAUCAUGGUUAAGUCCAUUUGUACUUCUGUUCAAGAAUUGUUUGGACAUCUUUUAUCAACUUAAUGAAUGAUAUAUAUCAUGCAUGUGAUUUGUCAAAGAUUUCAGCUACCGAAACCAAAACCUAGAAUCUAAGCUAUUAACAAAGUUGAUAUUUGCUAUCUGAAUAUGGUUCAUAAACAUAUCAUUUACUGUACUAUUAUCAAGGCUUGUACAAAAUUAAUGUAUUUGAGAUCAUGUAAUGUUAAUUAAACAAGAACCAGUUGUAUCAUGAUACACAAUUCAUACUUUACUACGUGUUUAGUGAUUUUAGAGGGAUUACUGUUUACAGAUAUUAUAAUCCAUUGCAAAAUGUAUAUUUCAUUUUGUGGGAUAUUCUACACCCAAGGAUGGAAUGUCCUACACAACUGCACACUAUGACUUGCUUUCUCUUCAAAAGAUUUUCAUUAAACCCAACAUUGCAUACAUUUGCCACACUAAACAUAGCAAAAUAUCUACAUCCAGAUAAAUUAAUGCCAUAUUUGGAGAGAGUGGGAAAGGAAGCAUGCAAUGUCAUUAAAGAUGGAUUCCUGCAUUUUGCACUCAA
Pecten maximus is the source of this 4880-nucleotide messenger RNA. RefSeq names its product ubiquitin carboxyl-terminal hydrolase 36-like. The coding region runs from base 76 to 3534 and encodes 1152 amino acids. Gene Ontology annotation, molecular function: cysteine-type endopeptidase activity; cysteine-type deubiquitinase activity. Gene Ontology annotation, biological process: regulation of apoptotic process; protein deubiquitination. Gene Ontology annotation, cellular component: cytosol; nucleus. NCBI's taxonomy places the organism in Eukaryota, Metazoa, Mollusca, Bivalvia, Pectinida, Pectinidae. The transcript has 18 exons. The record is from RefSeq and is a predicted model, not a curated record.